Messenger RNA from Ostreobium quekettii, 3051 nucleotides. The record is from the annotation of a GenBank genome assembly. NCBI's taxonomy places the organism in Eukaryota, Viridiplantae, Chlorophyta, Ulvophyceae, Bryopsidales, Ostreobiaceae.
AUGGCGGAAUCGGUUCUGAUCGAGCAGCUACGGGCCAAGGUCGAGGCCCUCAGGUCGCCCAGGGGUGGGGGGAGGGGCGCCCGCGAUGCCGCAGACUCGUCCGCCGCGUCCACGACCAGCAAGGAUAGCGGCUGCAGGCUGAACAGCGCCCGCGGCCCUGCGCCGCCGUGGGAGCACGGCCAAGAGGUGGACUCCGCGAUCGUCGUGAACGUGGGCGGCGUCAACUACACCACCACGGUGGCGACCCUCAAAGCCGUCGAGUCGUCGUAUUUUUCGCUCAUGCUCAAUGGCCUGUGGGAGCCCGCGCGGACGAGGGGAGGGGACAUCUUUGUCGACAGGAAUGGAGAGCUGUUCGGCUAUGUGUUGGAGCAUCUGAGGGCCGAGUGCCACAGGGAACCAGACACUCUUCAGCUCCCAGACGACUUGGACACGCUCAAUGCCCUGCUCAGAGAGGCGGAAUUCUAUCGCUUGCCCACACUUGUUUCCAGACUGAAGAAACGAAAGCAGGAGAUGAUGGUUGUACUGGAUCAAAACGGUGCCAUGGCAGCCACCCUUGGUGGCUACGGAUCCAUGGAUCCAGUGCCUCGUGUGGAGUUGGACAUCGCAUACAGCACUAUCAGCAGUGCCCACUGCCAGUUCACAGAGGAGGCACUGCACAACUUGUCAACGCAGGUCAACAGUCAGAUUCUGUGGAAGGGCCGCAAUGGGUUCAAUGUGAAGGAUGUGAGCUCAAGGGUGCAUUUCAACCCCAACGACCCGAAGCUGCCGUACACCAUGACAUGCACUGCAGUACUGGUGCGAGAGAGGGGAAUGUUGCAGCGCACAGGCUGUGCAGUUUCUGCUGGCCACUGUGACAACUGCCAUUCAUCUGGUCUGGUGUCGAAUCCAGCGAACGGCUCGCUGCAGCAGGCCGCAGAUUCCAGACUGCGAUUGCAGCUGCUGGCUGCUCAGCAAGCGUCCAAUGCGAACCAACAAUGCCCUCUUGUGUCCUCUCAGUGUCUUGGGCGUAGACGCAGUAUGUCACUGAAUGACAUGUUGGACCAGUCUAUGAAUCCUCCUGUUGAAGCUCUUGGCGCAUCAGCAUCGCAAAACCCAGCAGCCAUAGGGCCCCAGGAAAGGUCGUCCUUCCUUCAGGGACGGACCCAGAAUGGCUGUCCUGGUGGGAUGGACUGGGACCCUUACUUUGAGGGCUACACUGGCGAAGUGCGGCGGAUCUUGGGCUUCACUCAAGCCCCUGGCUGCCAAGCGACCCCACCACGUCCUGUGGAUGCCAUGGAGGUCUGCAGCACAGCGGAAGUGGUGCAUGAAAGCAGCAAGAGAUGCCAAGGGGGGGGCAAGUUUGGGCAUGUGUUGGACUCCCCAGUUGCCCAGGAAAGUGGGGUUCUGUCGUCGAGGGGGAGAGGGGAUGUGCUGGUUGCAGGGAUACCAAAAAGGCAGCCAAGAUUGGGAACCCACCCAUGUUGUGAAGGCGUUGGCAUUGCUGCCCAUGGGCUUGACUCCUCCAGCGAUGUCUCUAUGGCUAGUGUUAAGCAGGAGGGGGCUGCAGACACGUUGGUCACAGAUCACCCUGCCGUUGCCAAGGAGGAGACUCUGGAUGGAAUUGAAAUCUGCUGGUCUGAGUCUUCUGACUCUGGAAGUCUAACCAGUGAAGCGAGUGUCUGUGAGCCACCGGCAACAACUUUGGCUGAAAGGCCUGUCAGUGAUGGGCAUGAUGAGAGCAGAGAGGCUGAUAGAGGGUUGGCAGGUGGCGCCCAGCACUCAGCUGCUUGCUGCAUUGAUGCUGUUCACUCUGGUGGCACUGGGGAUACGAUUCUGGGGAAAGGUGUGGAUGCGGGGGAGGGAAAUUUGCAAAGCAUGCCAGAGUCACUAAUCAGUGGGACGGAGGGCACAGCUGACGUUCCGCUGAAACGCACUUUGCAUGGACGUUCCAAUGUUAAGGAAAACAGAGGGCGUGGCCUAGAUGACACUGAAGUGUCAGCACCACAGGACAUGCCCAGGUCAGCGUGUGAACCUGCUAUGUACCAGCACCCAAACCCAGAUCGUGAAGCACAAAGGCAAAGGGUCCAACAGAGGUACAUGGAUGCCUAUGGAAAUGUGCUCUCCCCCCGCGAUUCAAGAGCACUCUCAGGCAGGGAUGUGCUUUCUCCCCGGGGUGUGAGAGUUCCAUCAGAUGGAAGUUCUUUUGGUCCCCCAUGCUCAAGGGUGCCCUCUAACAGAGGCCCGCUUUCUCCGCGUGAAGCUCGAGCUCCCUUGGAUGAUGGCGUCCUGUCUCCCCGUGCUUCAAGAAUUUCCAUGGGACGACACCUGGUGUCUCCCCGUGGUGCGAGAGCACCCUUGCAAGAGUCCGUUCUCUCUCCCCGCAGCUCCAGAGCUCCCUCAGAACGCAAUUGUUCCAUGGUUGGCCAGCUCCACACUCUGACAGAAGAGGGGACCGUUGGCCAGGAGGGUCCAAGCCAUGGUACCAUGCACAGAGGAGUGGGGUACCAGUCUGGGAGCAGCGCCCAGGGAGCAGCAGUUGCAGGGUGCGUCUCGAAUGCAUCCCAGGCGGGCCUGGCACAACAUCGCAGCAAAGUGGCGAAUGCAACCAGCCUGUCAAAGAGACUUCUUCCUUCUUCCAGGCGCAAACGCCAUGACAGCUCAAAGAAGGAGCGCAAGGCUGCGGAUCAGCCUGGUGCGGUACCAAAGUGUGGACCGCUGUUCGUGGGAGCUCACGAGACCAGCACUUUGCAGCCCACGCUGCAGAGAGACAAGGCCCACAGCAAGGCGAAGAUCCGGUCGCUCAUUCCCCUCCUCAACCUAGCGCCAAUCACAGGGGCGACAGGCAGGGAGGGAGCCCAGCUGCUGGGGCGCAGGCCAGACUUGGAGGGUGCCCACGCACAGGGGGGCCCGAUUGGAGGCAUGCCAAAGAGCGUUGCCACUGACGCCAUUCAGUCUGGACAGGUGAGGCCGGGCGCACUGGCGCCUGGUCUUCCCAGACGGGCUUCAAACACAGCACCGCAGCCUCUAAGCGGCCGUGGUCGGCGCCCAUCCAAGUUUGGAGGCGCAGGAUAA